Molecule: messenger RNA, 2838 nt
Organism: Gorilla gorilla gorilla (western lowland gorilla)
Lineage: Eukaryota; Metazoa; Chordata; Mammalia; Primates; Hominidae
Gene: PDGFB
Product: platelet derived growth factor subunit B
Exons: 7
Coding region: 1016-1741 (241 amino acids)
Biological process (GO): positive regulation of protein autophosphorylation; positive regulation of phosphatidylinositol 3-kinase/protein kinase B signal transduction; positive regulation of MAP kinase activity
Cellular component (GO): membrane
Molecular function (GO): growth factor activity; platelet-derived growth factor receptor binding
Source: RefSeq, a predicted model, not a curated record
AACAGCUGAAAGGGUGGCAACUUCUCCUCCUGCAGCCGGGAGCGGCCCGCCUGCCUCCCUGCGCACCCGCAGCCUCCCCCGCUGCCUCCCUAGGGCUCCCCUCCGGCCGCCAGCGCCCAUUUUUCAUUCCCUAGAUAGAGAUACUUUGCGCGCACACACAUACAUACGCGCGCAAAAAGGAAAAAAAAAAAGCCCACCCUCCAGCCUCGCUGCAAAGAGAAAACCGGAGCAGCCGCAGCUCGCAGCCCGCAGCCCGCAGAGGACGCCCAGAGCGGCGAGCGGGCGGGCAGACGGACCGACGGACUCGCGCCGCGUCCACCUGUCGGCCGGGCCCAGCCGAGCGCGCAGCGGGCACGCCGCGCGCGCGGAGCAGCCGUGCCCGCCGCCCGGGCCCCGCGCCAGGGCGCACACGCUCCCGCCCCCCCACCCGGCCCGGGCGGGAGUUUGCACCUCUCCCUGCCCGGGUGCUCGAGCUGCCGUUGCAAAGCCAACUUUGGAAAAAGUUUUUUGGGGGAGACUUGGGCCUUGAGGUGCCCAGCUCCGCGCUUUCCGAUUUUGGGGGCCUUUCCAGAAAAUGUUGCAAAAAAGCUAAGCCGGCGGGCAGAGGAAAACGCCUUUAGCCGGCGAGUGAAGACGAACCAUCGACUGCCGUGUUCCUUUUCCUCUUGGAGGUUGGAGUCCCCUGGGCGCCCCCACACGGCUAGACGCCUCGGCUGGUUCGCGACGCAGCCCCCCGGCCGUGGAUGCUCACUCGGGCUCGGGAUCCGCCCAGGUAGCGGCCUCGGACCCAGGUCCUGCGCCCAGGUCCUCCCCUGCCCCCCAGCGACGGAGCCGGGGCCGGGGGCGGCGGCGCCCGGGGGCCAUGCGGGUGAGCCGCGGCUGCAGAGGCCUGAGCGCCUGAUCGCCGCGGACCCGAGCCGAGCCCACCCCCCUCCCCAGCCCCCCACCCUGGCCGCGGGGGCGGCGCGCUCGAUCUACGCGUCCGGGGCCCCGCGGGGCCGGGCCCGGAGUCGGCAUGAAUCGCUGCUGGGCGCUCUUCCUGUCUCUCUGCUGCUACCUGCGUCUGGUCAGCGCCGAGGGGGACCCCAUUCCCGAGGAGCUUUAUGAGAUGCUGAGUGACCACUCGAUCCGCUCCUUUGAUGAUCUCCAACGCCUGCUGCAUGGAGACCCCGGAGAGGAAGACGGGGCCGAGUUGGACCUGAACAUGACCCGCUCCCACUCUGGAGGCGAGCUGGAGAGCUUGGCUCGUGGAAGAAGGAGCCUGGGUUCCCUGACCGUUGCUGAGCCGGCCAUGAUCGCCGAGUGCAAGACGCGCACCGAGGUGUUCGAGAUCUCCCGGCGCCUCAUAGACCGCACCAACGCCAACUUCCUGGUGUGGCCGCCCUGCGUGGAGGUGCAGCGCUGCUCCGGCUGCUGCAACAACCGCAACGUGCAGUGCCGCCCCACCCAGGUGCAGCUGCGACCUGUCCAGGUGAGAAAGAUCGAGAUUGUGCGGAAGAAGCCAAUCUUUAAGAAGGCCACGGUGACGCUGGAAGACCACCUGGCAUGCAAGUGUGAGACAGUGGCAGCUGCACGGCCUGUGACCCGAAGCCCGGGGGGUUCCCAGGAGCAGCAAGCCAAAACGCCCCAAACUCGGGUGACCAUUCGGACGGUGCGAGUCCGCCGGCCCCCCAAGGGCAAGCACCGGAAAUUCAAGCACACGCAUGACAAGACGGCACUGAAGGAGACCCUCGGAGCCUAGGGGCAUCGGCAGGAGAGUGUGGGCAGGGUUAUUUAAUAUGGUAUUUGCUGUAUUGCCCCCAUGGGGUCCUUGGAGUGAUAAUAUUGUUUCCCUCGUCCGUCUGUCUCGAUGCCUGAUUCGGACGGCCAAUGGUGCUUCCCCCACCCCUCCACGUGUCUGUCCACCCUUCCAUCAGCGGGUCUCCUCCCAGCGGCCUCCGGCGUCUUGCCCAGCAGCUCAAGAAGAAAAAGAAGGACUGAACUCCAUCGCCAUCUUCUUCCCUUGACUCCAAGAACUUGGGAUAAGAGUGUGAGAGAGACUGAUGGGGUCGCCGUUUGGGGGAAACAGGCUCCUUCCCCUGCACCUGGCCUGGGCCACACCUGAGCGCUGUGGACUGUCCCGAGGAGCCCUGAGGACCUCUCAGCAUAGCCUGCCUGGUCCCUGAACCCCUGGCCAGCUCUGAGGGGAGGCACCUCCAGGCGGGCCAGGCUGCCUUGGACUCCGUGGCUAAGACCACAGACGGGCACACAGACUGGAGAAAACCCCUCCCACGGUGCCCAAACACCAGUCACCUCGUCUCCCUGGUGCCUCUGUGCACAGUGGCUUCUUUUUGUUUUCGUUUUGAAGACGUGGACUCCUCUUGGUGGGUGUGGCCAGCACACCAAGUGGCUGGGUGCCCUCUCAGGUGGGUUAGAGAUGGAGUUUGCUGUUGAGGUGGCUGCAGAUGGUGACCUGGGCAUCCCCUGCCUCCUGCCACCCCUUCCUCCCCACACUCCACUCUGAUUCACCUCUUCCUCUGGUUCCUUUCAUCUCUCUACCUCCACCCUGCAUUUUCCUCUUGUCCUGGCCCUUCAGUCUGCUCCACCAAGGGGCUCUUGAACCCCUUAUUAAGGCCCCAGAUGAUCCCAGUCACUCCUCUCUAGGGCAGAAGACUAGAGGCCAGGGCAGCAAGGGACCUGCUCAUCAUAUUCCAACCCAGCCACGACUGCCAUGUAAGGUUGUGCAGGGUGUGUACUGCACAAGGACAUUGUAUGCAGGGAGCACUGUUCACAUCAUAGAUAAAGCUGAUUUGUAUAUUUAUUAUGACAAUUUCUGACAGAUGUAGGUAAAGAGGAAAA